UUAAGUUACCGACAUUGCGUUCCCGUUCGAAAGGCGCUCGUGCCCUUCUCUCCUCCUCUCGUCUCGUAGAAAAAAUUAGGGUUUCGUGGUCCAAACUCUUGAGUCCCCGAGAGGAGAGAAUAAUUCUUCAUCGGAAUUCCAAUGGCGAUCUACCAGAUCUUCGUCAAGCUCCUCGACGGCAGGACCCAAUGUCUCCAAAUCUCGUCCCCGAUCGUGUCCGGUGAAACCCUAAAACGCGAUCUCUUCGCCAGAACAAAGAUUCCUCACCGAUUCCAGCGCCUCGUCGCCGGAUCCAGAGAAGUAUCAGACGAAACCCUAAUCUCGGCCUCGCCGGACGGCGUCUUUCCUUCUUGCAGCCUCCUCCUUCGUCUUCGCGGCGGGAAGGGAGGGUUCGGGUCGCUCCUCCGUGGGGCGGCAACGAAGGCCGGACAGAAGAAGACGAACAACUUCGACGCUUGUAGGGAUAUGAGCGGCCGCCGGCUCCGCCACGUGAACGCAGAGAAGAAGCUGGAGGAGUGGAAAGCAGAGGCCGAGGAGAGGAAGUUGGAGAAGCUUGCGGAGGAUUUCUUGAAGAAGAAGGCGAAGGAGGUCAAGAAGAAUUCGACCGUGGCGGUGGAGAAGUACUUGGAGAAGUAUAGAGAGGACACAGAGAAGUGCAUGGAGGAGGUGGAGGAGUCGGUCCGGCAAUCCUUCGGCUUGUACAAGGAAUCAAAGCGCAAGAUUUUGCCGACAUCUGAUCCAUCGAACAAGCGCCUCAAGAUUUGGUUGGGGAAGCAGACGGUGGAUGAAAGUGAUAGUGAUGAUGAUGAGGAAGAUGAUGAAGAUGGAGGCAGUGACUUCGGGGAUGAGAAAUCUGUAGUGCUGGAUGAUGGAAAUGCAAAUUGCUCGAGACCUAAUAAAGUAGAGGAGGGAACGUUGGCUUCCGGUUCUAAUUCGGAUGGAGAAUCAUCAGGAGGAGGUUCUGCCCAGAGCAACUUGGAGGAAGUGAAUGGAAACUCCGAUCUGGAAUCUCCAGUGGUGGAACCUGGCUCUGGAAGUGGAAAUAGUAAUUCAGAAUCUGAAGAUACUGUGGAUAAUGAAAUGGGAGUUCCAGAAGAAACUGCUGCUCAGAAUAAUAGUGUGGGAUCUACUUUACACGAGGUUCAGAAUGGUGUGAUUUCUAGUUCAGAAGGGGUUCCUGAGUCGGUUGAGUUUAAAGUAGAAGCGGAGAAGCCUGUGGAAGCUAAAACUGUUGAUCAGAGCACUGGUGUUAAUUUGGAAGAGCCAUUGAAUUUUGACAGGUACAAUUCAGCUGCAGAAUUGGAGGUUCUUGGCAUGGAAAGGCUUAAAUCAGAGCUGCUGGCACAUGGAUUGAAAUGCGGUGGUACAUUGCAGGAGCGUGCUUCAAGGCUUUUCCUGCUAAAAACAACUCCCCUGGAUAAGUUGCCCAAGAAGGUGCUUGCGAAGCCUGUGGGUGGAGGAAAAUAAAUGUCAAGCUUUUACUGCUAUGCUGUAUGGUUUGAUAGACAAACUUAAUGCCUUCUGGACAAGCAAGGUUCUAAUGGAAUCAGUACUGUGUACUUAAAAAUAACUGACUAGGCUAAAUGAUGUUUGUAAGAUGCUUGAGGACAAGCUUGUAUUAUUUUUGCAGUCAUGUUGGACCUUAGGCAUUGCAGUUUUAGUUUCUGCAACGUACUAUGUAAUGCCCCAUUGAUGUUCCCUUGGUGCUUGCGUUCUCGAAUCUUAAGAUUGUAUGAGAUCUCAAGUCUAUUCAUAUUGGUAAUUAACUGUCAUAUUAAUAAUUCUCCUC
Elaeis guineensis (African oil palm) is the source of this 1789-nucleotide messenger RNA. RefSeq lists its product as uncharacterized. NCBI's taxonomy places the organism in Eukaryota, Viridiplantae, Streptophyta, Magnoliopsida, Arecales, Arecaceae. Gene Ontology annotation, cellular component: nucleus. The record is from RefSeq and is a predicted model, not a curated record.